Vicia villosa (hairy vetch) is the source of this 1128-nucleotide messenger RNA. RefSeq lists its product as uncharacterized. The record is from RefSeq and is a predicted model, not a curated record. Bases 1 to 1128 code for a protein of 375 amino acids. NCBI's taxonomy places the organism in Eukaryota, Viridiplantae, Streptophyta, Magnoliopsida, Fabales, Fabaceae. The transcript has a single exon.
AUGGAUGAAAGGCUUAGGGUUGAGGCUGAGGAUGAAGGGGUUAGAGUUGAUGAUGAGGAUGGUUAUGUUAGUGAAGAAGAUAAGGACUACGUUGCAAGUGAUGAAGAAAGUGAAGAUGACUCUUAUAUAGGUGUUGAUGGAGCAGAAUGGUAUUGGACUAGUGAAAUACCUGUUGGGGGUGGAACCAUGAAUGAAAUAGAAACUGUUGAUGAAGAGUCUGACCAAGAUGAAAGUGACUUACACACUCCUGUUGAGAGUGAUGAUGAAAUUGUUCAUAGAAGGAAAUUUCCUACUUUCAAAGUUCCUGAAAAUGAUGAAGCUGUUAGGCUUGAUAUUGGUAUGCAGUUUGCUUCAAAGGAACUAGUCAUGGAUGCUAUCAGGGAUCAUGCUAUGGAAACAAAGACAAAUUUAUGGUUCUACAAAAAUGAUGCUAUUAGGGUUGUUGUGAAAUGUCAAACAAACUGUCCAUAUCAUAUGUUGGUUGUUAAAAGGAGUGCAAGUCAGUAUUGGCAAAUAACAAGUUUGACUAAGGAUCAUGAGUGUGUUAGAUCAGCUGGGAAUAAACAAGCUAAAACUAAGUGGCUAGCAAAGAAGUUUAUACCUUUGAUUAGACACACCCCUCAUAUCAAACCUAAUGGAUUGGUUGAUGAGGCAUUUCUUAGGUGGAAUGUUAAGCUCAACCAUUUUCAAGCAUAUAGGGCAAAGAAGAGAGCAUUAGAGUUGAUAGAAGGUGCUAGUAGUGAGCAAUAUGCACACUUAAGAAGCUAUGCUGAAGAGUUGAGAAGGUCAAAUCCUAAUAGCACAAUCAUAAUCAAAUGUGGGACAUCUGAAAUAGGUCCUGUCUUUGAAAGGAUUUAUAUUUGCCUAGAGGCUUGUAAGGCUGCUUUUGCUCACACUUGUAGACCAUUAAUUGGAUUGAAUGCUUGCUUUUUGAAAGGAGAACAUGGUGGUCAGCUCAUAGCAGCUGUAAGUAAGGAUGGAAACAACCAAAUGAUACUUAUUGCCUAUGCUGUAGUGGAGUCUGAAACAAGAGAUUCCUGGAAAUGGUUUGUUGAACUAUUAUUGGAAGAUCUUAAUCAACUUAUCCCUAGACUAUUAUUGGAAGAUACAUGUGCGUCACACGGAUAA